CUCUGGUUAUUCUUGCCGCGGGUUCCGGCUGCGUUGGGCGUGCGCGGAGCUCGCUGCGACGAUGGCGUCCGGGCCUCACCCGAUCCCGGCCGCGGCCUCGGCCUCCUCGGCCUCGUCCUCUUCGGCCUCGGCUCCCGCCUCCUCCUCGUCGGCCGCCUCUUCUUCCUCGGCCCCCGCGGUGACUGCGGCGGCCUCGGGGGGUCCGGUCUCGGCGGCCUCCGGCAGUGGCCCCGCGGCCGGAAUCCUCAUCGGCGACCGGCUGUACUCGGAGGUGUCGCUGACCAUUGACCAUUCGCUGAUCCCGGAGGAGCGGCUGUCGCCCACGCCGUCGAUGCAGGACGGCCUCGACCUGCCCAGCGAGACGGACCUACGCAUCCUGGGAUGCGAACUCAUCCAGGCCGCCGGCAUCUUGCUUCGGCUGCCCCAGGUGGCGAUGGCGACGGGGCAGGUGCUGUUCCACCGCUUCUUCUACUCCAAGUCCUUCGUCAAACAUAGUUUUGAGAUUGUUGCCAUGGCAUGUAUCAAUCUCGCUUCCAAAAUUGAAGAAGCACCUCGUAGAAUAAGAGAUGUGAUAAAUGUUUUUCACCAUUUACGACAGUUAAGAGGAAAAAGGACACCAAGCCCCCUGAUCCUUGAUCAGAACUACAUAAACACCAAAAAUCAAGUAAUCAAGGCAGAGAGAAGGGUAUUGAAGGAAUUGGGAUUUUGUGUACAUGUCAAGCAUCCACACAAGAUCAUUGUUAUGUAUUUACAAGUCUUAGAAUGUGAACGGAAUCAAACCCUGGUUCAGACAGCCUGGAAUUACAUGAAUGACAGCCUUCGAACCAAUGUUUUUGUUCGAUUUCAACCAGAGACAAUAGCAUGUGCUUGUAUCUACCUUGCAGCUAGAGCGCUUCAGAUUCCACUGCCAACUCGUCCUCAUUGGUUUCUGCUCUUCGGUACCACAGAAGAAGACAUUCAGGAUAUCUGCAUAGAAACACUUAGGCUUUAUACCAGGAAAAAGCCAAACUAUGAAUUGCUGGAAAAAGAAGUAGAAAAGAGGAAAGUAGCUCUCCAAGAAGCUAAAUUAAAAGCGAAAGGAUUGAAUCCUGAUGGAACUCCAGCCCUGUCGACACUGGGUGGCUUUUCUCCAGCUUCUAAACCAUCAUCACCAAGAGAAGUAAAGCCAGAAGAGAAAACACCAAUAUCGACCAGUAUGAAGACCAUCAAAAAAGAACCGGAAGAUAGACCACAGGCAUCCAAGAGCCCUUACAACGGUGUUAGGAAGGACAGCAAGAGAAGUAGAAACAGUAGAAGCGCCAGUCGGUCGAGAUCACGAACAAGGUCACGUUCUCGAUCUCAUACGCCAAGAAGACAUUAUAACAACAGACGGAGUCGGUCGGGAACGUACAGCUCAAGAUCGAGGAGUCGCUCCCGCAGUCACAGCGAGAGUCCCCGGAGGCACCACAACCACGGCUCUCCACACCUCAAAGCCAAGCACACCAGGGAGGAUUUGAAAAGCUCAAACAGACACGGCCACAAGAGGAAAAAAUCCCGCUCUCGCUCUCAGAGCAAAUCUCGGGAUCAUUCCGACGCUGCCAAGAAGCACAGGCACGAACGGGGACACCACCGGGAGAGGCGCGAGCGCUCUCGGUCCUUCGAGCGGGCCCACAAAGGCAAGCACCACGGCGGGAACCGCUCGGGACACGGCAGGCACAGGCGCUGAUCCUCGGCUCGGAGCCUGCAUCAUUCCUUAGUAGUUACACGCCUAUCUACAUUAUGGUGUAUGGACUCUUAAUUGAAAUAUUAGAAACAAACUGAUUAGGAAUUGAUUUAUUAAAAGCCCUCUAGGUUUUUAGAAACAUUGAGGACAUUUUCUUUUGGAAGAACUAUGUUAAUUUUUUGCACAUUAAAAUGCCCUAGCAGUAUCUAAUUGAAAACCAUGGUCAAGUUCAAUUGUACCUAUUAUAGUUGUGUAUUGUUUAUCAAUAUAAGAACUGGAGAGUGGUCUUCUGUAAAAAUGUAUCUUAUUUUUAUACGGAUAAAUUGCAGACAUUAUACUAUUUAAGUAUGGUUAUUUGUUUAAAUGAUGGUGGACACUUUCUUACACUGGUUUGUCUGCAUGUGUAAAGAUUUUUACAAGGAAAUAAAAAUAUAAAUCUUGGGUUUUUUUUAAAACUGCCUCUUCAAAUAUCUUAUUUAAAUAAAUUAUUAAAUUGAAAUUUGAACGUUGAA
Messenger RNA from Antechinus flavipes (yellow-footed antechinus), 2214 nucleotides. It is a transcript of the gene CCNL1, whose product is annotated as cyclin L1. Bases 62 to 1705 code for a protein of 547 amino acids. Gene Ontology annotation, biological process: regulation of transcription by RNA polymerase II. The transcript is spliced from 11 exons. The record is from RefSeq and is a predicted model, not a curated record. Gene Ontology annotation, molecular function: cyclin-dependent protein serine/threonine kinase regulator activity. NCBI's taxonomy places the organism in Eukaryota, Metazoa, Chordata, Mammalia, Dasyuromorphia, Dasyuridae. Gene Ontology annotation, cellular component: nucleus.